Molecule: messenger RNA, 1894 nt
Organism: Osmia bicornis bicornis
Lineage: Eukaryota; Metazoa; Arthropoda; Insecta; Hymenoptera; Megachilidae
Exons: 1
Coding region: 8-1816 (602 amino acids)
Source: RefSeq, a predicted model, not a curated record
UAUAAGAAUGUCCCAACCCACCCUGAACUCCAGUUUCAGUGGCAUUAACUUUGCUGGAAUGAAUCGUGGCUCCCGACUGUCGUACACUAGUCUCAGGGCAGCUUCCGGGGAUAACAGUAUAAACGAAGAGGAAAGAUUGUCGGCUCCCAGCGUGCAGGGAUUCGGUGGGAGUUCGAGAGGAAGCUUAACGAUGGAUCAAGGCUCUCCAAGAUUGUCUCAACCGGACGUGCGACGAUUCGCUCUACGGCACGACGUGCCGGCGAAACGGGAACGUCUAUCCCAACCGACUCUAGUCACCGGGGACUAUCAUCCUGGUCGUGGUCAACAGAGAUUGUCUCAACCUUGCCUGAGUACAGGAAAAGAGCUUAAUUUGCCGAUGAUGGUCUUUCACUCGCCCUCUCCGCCCACUAUCAAGCACAAAAGAUUCUCACCUGCUGUACACGUUAGCAAGAGGGAACGUCUGUCCCAGUUGGACAUCGGUUCGAAGUACAGGAACCUGAAAGAGUCCACCGCGACGAAAUUCAAUAGGGAUAGAUUCUCGAUACCUGAACUAGAAACGCAGAAUGAUCUGAAAUUAAUGGCUGGUACACCGAAACAAAGGUUCAGCUUGGAUAGCCAGCUGAAGAAUCAGGAUAUAACUCGGUCCAGAUUACUACCAAUCGCUAGUUCACCCAUCAGCGAACACCAGCAAUCAAAGAUCGAAGAACAGCCAGCUGUUCCCAUAGGAAAAAUGAAAAGUCCCACUCGGGACGGACUUGGAAGCGUACUGGUAGCAAGUGCAACUCCUAUAUUACCGUCGACCGAGAGACAAUUGUUGUCCAUCGAGGUGAAUAAAAAGACCGCUGUAGUUUCAUCAACAACGUCGACGACGACGUCUGUGACACAACAGAAGAACCAAACAACGUCGGUGACGGGUAAGCUUCAAAGAUCUAUCUCCCCGGUUCCUACCAGGGAAAGGAUGUCGGUGCCUGAGAUAAGGAACUCGAGUCUACGUAGAUUACUUGAUCCACCGACGAGACAGAGGCACAGUAUCACAGGGAAUUUAAGACACAGUAUCAGCAUCAUAUCUCCCAUCAGACCUCUGGAUUUCGGUAAGAAGUCGCCAAAGCAUUUAUUCGAGGAAGCCUUGGAACGGUUCAGGAGGGACGAGAAAGAGGAGAAUCGUAAAAACGAAAUGUCUAAUUCACAGACCAUAGUGGACAUCGUUCACGAACCUAAACACAUUCAGAAACACUACUCGUACACGUACGAGAGUACAGAUGAUAAUUCUUCUAUUCUUGGUAAGUUAAGCGUAUCCGUGACACCCAAGAAAAAGUAUCUGGAAAGUAAUUUCGAUGAGAACGAACAGGUGAUCACGACGGUAAUCGAAACGGAUGUGCCUAUGAUAAUGGCCAGUCCAAGAUACACGAAAAAAUCUUCUUACUCCAGCGAAGCACCGAAAUGGAUAAGGAAGUAUUUAGAAAGCGAAAGUCCCAAAGGUGGGAGACGAGCGACUGGAAAUAAAGAAAAGGCUAAUCGUAAGAACAGUCGAAGGAAAAGCUCACUGGAAUCGGUGGAUGGCGAUAACAAGGUAACAAGAAAGGUUCGCUCCAAGUCGGUUAGCAGCGGUGAAAGAAGUCCUAAGCCCAGAAACACCAUCGUACAGUCUGAUUUAAAGAACAUGAAAAAUACAUAUGUUAGGAUUGUUCCUUCGAAUAAGAUACAAGAGAACAGGUACGAGGUGAAGAUUGAAAACAGUUGGGCCGAUGGAGAAAUUAAUAGACUGUACGGAGACGAAUGCGACGAUACGGACUCGGAUGAUUCCACGUCCAUUUAAAUUAACAUAACGACACUAACAAGGAGUGUUAAUCAAGUCUGAUGUAAUACUAGAAAAAUAUUCGACACAUAUUUUUUU